UCUGGGAGAAUAAACAAUUCAGCCUGCACGCCGCUCACCUCUGCUCAGCCCGCUCCCAGUCGCCGCACAAAUCAAACGAGGCAUUUUUUCGGACUAAAACCUUGAUUUUGAAAGCCUGCCUCGCCUUUUCUGCUCCCUGCCGAGAGUGUCAAAGAAGACAGAUGAGAGCGUUUUCAGUGGAUUUGCCUCCUCCUGUCGAAUAAUAACGAUGCGCCUCUCCGGCUGACUGUGGGGUGGACAACGCAGGCUCCUCAAGGGCCCCUCCCUGCUGUGGGCCCAGGUUAGCAGUACCCUUUUACCCCCCUGUGCUACACCCCUGCCUGAAUGCAGCCAUGCCAGAGGACAAGGUACUCACCAGCAGACUCCUGAACUCUUCCUGUGCCUUCAAAUGGGGUCGUGUUUAUCAUGUUGAGGAGAAGAGACCAGACCUACGCCAUCCUCUGAUGAUAUCCAUGACAUGUCCCCCAUGUGAGAUCUGGAGAGCUAAAAGGCGCCACUGACAGAAGCACUGCCAAGCCUUAGGACAGACAUCCCAAACAUCCACAGCCACGGAAUGUGUCAACAUCUUUGUGGUGAAAUCCUGCUGACUCCUCGCUUGCUACUCACAUAAGCCUGGAUCUGGGCCUUCUGGGAUCCUACGGUCUUUAAAGGCAUACAACAAUGCCUGGGAGGCCCACCUGCCCCAGUCUGCCUCCAACCAUGGUUGCUGUUUCGCCACAGCGCUGACUUUCCCGCUGUAGAAGGAUCACAUCCGACCAGUGCAUCCGUCAUUCCCUCGCAGGCUAACUCUGUGAAAUUGCCUGCCCUCUUUUUGGUAUUUAGGAAGUACAUGCCACUGUCAAACAGAUGACCUAGUGGACAUUUGUUUACCAGUAACAGUGCUGAACCAUACGAGGGGAUCCUAGUAUUGAACAUGACUCAUGGGGAGGAGCCUGGCCCUGAGACACACAAGGAUUCAGCUGUUCUAACUUAUCUGGAAGGUUUACUGAUGCAUCCAGUGGUAGCCGGGCCUGGGGCCACGGCAAGCGGGAGGUCUGAGGCUGCCCACAGCAACCAAGAUCAGGGUGACAAGGUCGGAGGGCCCUUCCAGUUGCCCAGCCAUGGCCCGACAGCUCCCAAGGCUGGAACAAAUGGACCAACUCUAGGUUCUUCACAGCACCUGAAGAAGGCCCGCCUACUACGCUCCGAAGGGUGGAAUGAUCCAGGGAACCAGCCAAAGAGUUCACCCUCCAUAGAGCUGAAUGGCCAAGGGGGUGGCCUACAAAAUGGAGCUCUGGAGGGAAACCCUCAUGCUGGGGAGAGCACCCUUUUGGCCUCCUUGCUGCAGUCAUUCAGCUCGAGGCUUCAGAGUGUGGCAAUGUCUCAGCACUCCACUAAACCCCCCAGCGAGUGUUCUUCGCCCUCCAAGGCACCACCUGCAGAAAAAGAGCCACUUCCUGUGUAUGAGACGGCCUCAAGCCGCCUGAAGGGUCUAAUGAGGAAGAGUAAACUUCAAAAUCACAGCAACACACCUUACAGUCGCAGGGGCCACAGUCAGGACAGACCCCCAGAAUCGCCUCGGUCAGCACACAGCGCCACCCCUCCCUCUGCUCCAGCUUCUGCUGAAUCGGUGUCCUGCGCAGAGCGUCUGAAGGCAGUGGCAAACAUGGUUAAAAUCCGGUCUAGCCCAGCACCUUCACCCAAGCCCAGCGUUGCCUGCAGUCAACUGGCUCUGCUGCUGUCCAGUGAAGCCCAUCUCCAGCAGUACUCUCGAGAGCAUGCACUCAAAGCCCAGCUCUCUGGAAGAUCUGCCAGUGAAAGACUAGCUGCCAUGGCGAACCAGCAGUAUGGCCCAGACACAAGGCCGCCUAGUGUUGGGACUCCACCGAGAGCCCCAGACACACUAAGCUCCUUAAAAACCCCCAAUGGAAUGACAACAACGUCAACAACAACAACCACACUCCCUCGAACAACCCUUUCCAGUCCACAGAGCCCCUCUUUGCUGCGUGGCCACAGCCAAAGCUCCCCACCCACACCUCCACAUGCUCCAAACCACACUCACAGCCAACCACUUAGGGAGAAACGAGGCUUUGACUCACGCCCAACCCGUCCCCCACAGACAUGCAGCAGCUUGUUGCUUCUGCUGCUCAAUAACCACAAUAACCAGAAGCAGCUGACCAAGAAUGGGCAUCUGGAGGACAGCUGUGGGAUUCUGCCACCAAGCGGGUCCUCUUCAGUCACAUCUGACAGUGAAUGCUCAACCCAGGAGAGGAGCCUGACCAAGGACAGCAGCGAUGCAGAGAGCUCCUACUCAAGUUGCUCACCCAUUGACCUCUCCAUUAGAAGCAGGGCCAGUAUACAAGAGCCAGGGCCCAAAACAUCCUUUUCUUCCUCCUCUGCCUCUUCAACUUCGACCCUCUCUUCUUCAACCCCAGUGUACUCCUCCACCCCAGCUACAUUCUCCCCAGCUCAACCCUCAAUCACAACCUUUCCACCAUCCUCUACUGUUGUCUCUGCUGUUUCUACUAGUGCUCCCUCUACAUCAUCCUCCUCUUCUUCUAUCUCCACAUCCUCCCUGGACAAACUAACAGAAUCUCUAAUAAACAAGUGGAAGCCGGAGCCAUCAGGAUCCAAGGUGUCCAAGAGCAAGGAGCCUGAAGUGAGCCCUGAUCCAAAAUCCCACCCAAAGCUCACGCUCAUGCAGCUGCUUCUUGAGCGACGAAAUAAUGAGAUGAGUAAUAAAAGUGCAGCAACCCCUGAUUUACCACUUGAUAUAAGUAUGGCCACCAUGUCUCGAAGCCAACCAAAGGGACUGGCACCCUGGGAGGAGAUUAGGACAAAAAGCCCUCUAGAUAGACCCAUAGCCCCAGCCCAGCCCCUGUUCCAGCAUAGUCGAGACCAUAGUGGUGCACUAUCCCCGUACUCGUACCCCUCCCCACAUGUCCAGUCUAGCCCACUGGAUUUGUGUAAGUCUAAAGCCUUCCCUGCUGAAAAGUCCUCAGAGCCUGCCUUCAGUGCCAGUAAACUGUUACAGAAUCUGGCCCAGUGUGGUACUGCUUCUUCCUCACCGCCCAUCCCCCAAAGUGGGCUUAGUCAGGAACUAGAUGCCAACAGGCCCCUUGCCCUCUUGGAAAGGCUCAAUGCUCCCAUCCACAGGACCACUACAACUCCACUCUCAGAUGGACCCUCAGGCAGUGGCACGCCUUUAAGUCAGAAGGAGGCUUCUCCUCCUUCAUCACAGAUUGAGAACCUUCUAGAGAGGCGCACUGUGUUGCAGCUCCUGCUAGGAACCGGAUCAACUACGCCCACUGUCAGCCGCAAAGAAAGGACCAGUGGUUGUGGCAGAAGGAGUGUGGAAAUGCCUGGGGGGAGCUAUGAAAAGAUCCCUGGUGCAUCCAUUGCCUGCGACAGCUCCAAUGUGCUGCCUUUAGACAUAAAGGUCAAAACAGAAAUCAUGGAGGAGGUUGGACCAUCUUCAGCCAUGUCUGAAGAGUCAAGUGGCAGAAAGAGACCUAGCAGUUAUGGGAAGAGUAGUCCCCUGUCAGAUUCUCAGCAGGACUUUAAAACAGAACCACGGCCUACAGAGGUCAUAGCAAAAUACGGCCUACUCAGCCAGUUGCUUAAACAACAGACUGCUACCUACUAUACCAGUGCUGCUAUGCAGACUGAGUCACAGCCCAGACAGGUUAAAGAGGAACAGAGGGAGUAUCCAAGCCCAAGUCCUAAGAAAAGGCGCCUCUGCCCUGAUCGGACUGAUUCUUUGAACAAUACGAGCUCUACAAGUGCAAUGGACAGUGUUGACACUCGUGGUUUUGCCUCUCCUCCUGUUCAGGAAGAGCCUGAGCAGCAGAGGAGUCCGAAGGAAGAAGUGGCCCCACCCAGGAGCCCUCCAAGUGACGCCCUCACCAGAGAGAGCCGGGGCUUCAAUGUGCUCAAACAGCUGCUUCUCUCUGACAACUGCCUGAAGGAGCUGUCCCAGCAGCCGCGAGGGACGCCCAGUCCUUCUGUCUUGCAAGCCAAUGGCAAGGCCAACGGCAGCAUUCUCAGUCAGCCUUCCCAUAAUCACAGCUUCCUCCACCUUCCCAGCUGGCAUCCCCGUGGCUCCCUCAACUCAGGGCUUCCGAGUAAUCUCAGACCACUGCCCACGCCCCCUCAAGGUGACAGCCCUGUACGCGCCUCCUGGAGCCGCCAGCCUGCUCCGUGGCCAGUGACUCAAAAACGGGACCCCCCUACUCUAGUCAAGCAGGAGCCUGAGAGCCCUGUGAGAUGGAGUAGUCAGGAGAACGAGGAGGACGAAGGUUGUGACUCAAACCUGGACUCUCCACGGCUCUCGCGCUCCAACCCGAUCUUGUAUUACAUGUUGCAGAAGGGCAGCAUUCAGCUGAGGAAGGAGGCGAGGGAUCAGGCGGAGGGAACCCAGUCUGUGGUCAGAGUUAAAGAAGAGCCAAUCAGUGACAUGCAUGCUUAUGAACACAGUCUGAGCUCAACCCCACAAUCACCAACCCACAAUGACAAGCACAGCCAUGAGAGCCAGGGGCUGAGCCAGUCGUCUGAAUAGAAGUUGUAUCAACUGCAGGAAAAGGAAUCCAAAAUCAUUGACUCUUUUUUUCCUUUUUUUAAUGACUUGCCAAACUGGUUUGAUGAUACAAAAAAUAAACUUAAAGAAAAUGUUUUAUAAGUGGAAUAGAACGAAUACAAAUUCAAAUGCAUUCAUAUGUGCAUCAGUUUUAAAAAGUGAGGUCAUGAAAUUAAAAAAAGGUCUGUCUUUACAAAAGGAAAUGAAACAACUGAGAAAAUUACACCCUUCCUUAUUAAUACCUUGCACAAUUCACUUCAUUUUGCCAUUACUGAAGCCCCUCUUUACAAUCUGGUCUUGUUUUACACUUAUUAUUUAUAUCUGAAUUGCACACAUAUCACUAUUCCAUGUCUCCUUUUUGUUGCCCACCAUAAAACAUUUAGAAACAACAUUUCCGGCAACAUUUAUUAUUGAUGACUCCAAAAAUGUUAGCGUUCAGAGGACAUUUAUUUAUUUUCUCCGUCAGAACAUUUGCAGAUCGACAACUUCCCAUCAAUUUUAGAUCAGAUUCCAAAUAAAAUGAUUCUAGGGCAGACACAGCAGUCUAUUACAACAACAUACAUGAUUAAUUUAUUCAAAGGAGGACCUUGAAAACAAUGUUCACACUGCAGUAGCUUCAGUGAGGAUCCAACAUGCUUGCUUUUCCUUAUGUUGUGGUAUGAUAACCAGACGAGUAUGAAUAUAUCAGUGGAGAUUUGAAUGGUCACACUUCAUUGGGUUAUGCUUUUAUUUGAAUUGAACUUUCGAGGGCAAUAUUCGCUAGUGCAAAUUCAGGUGCUCUGCAGACGCUGCAGUUUUGAGCAGAUGGGUCAACUCUGCAUGUGUGGUUCUUACAGUUGAGCAACUGUACGUAAACAGGUUUCUAGAGCAACAGUUAGUAGGCCGCAGUGCCUGAGCGACUUAUCUCACCAUCCUGGGUAAACUGACACAACUUUGCUUCAUGCACACAUAAAACUCAGUGGCUUUUUAUUUGCAUUUCAUAUAAAGGAGCGCCCAGAGUUUGCAUUAUCGAAGCUGAGCCCUCUGUGUCCUUUUUCAGAAUAAUUUAACGGCAUGUUUUAAUCCGUCAGUAUUGUUAUCUGUUGAGAAUUUGACAGUUUGUGAUUACUUUUUCAUAAUUUCUUGUGGUUUUUGGGACAUCUUUUAUUUUUGUGGCGGUCUCUAAACCCAUAAAAUGUCAAAAGAAUUGCAUGAUAAUAAGAGAAGACCACAGGUACGUCUUUGUUUUCAAAGCAGCUGGAUAUAUGUACCUGCCCCCAAAAAAUCACCAAGGCAUUUUGGUGUCUCGAGGGAUAUCUGCUAUCUAGCUCCUUGUUUUGAUUGUACUGUUAAUUUCACACAUUGCUUUCUCCAUUUAGUCUUGUGAUCUUUUUAAUACAUAUACCCAUGGAGUACGUCUCUGCGAUUAUUAAUACAUUUUCACAAUGGUUAAAUAUAUUUGUGUAAAUAGUACUUUCAGUAUGAAAGAUGACUAUUUUGUAAUGUUUAAGAAAAGAUAUUACCCUAGUUUUUAAUGCCCUGAAAUGUAAAUAUGAAUUAUAUGCGUACAAGUGUACAUACAAAGGCAGAGGAUGCUAUGCCCAUCUUUUUUGGUUGGUUUGUUCUUUGCAUGUCUCUAUGUGGUAAAUGAUAAUCUAUCCUGCGCUGUGUUGUGUAAUAAUGUCUGACUCUCCUCACUGCUGCCUGUUGCAUGCAGACGCAUGGGAACUACCUGUGUAUCCCUACUGGUGAUGGGGGAAAAUGUCAAGUCUUAAAAUAGGUCUUUUUUAUCACAGAGAGAGGUUCGUUUAGAAUAUGAACAGUCCCUAAAUAACCACAGACUGUUGAGCAAGUUGAUUAAAAUGUGUGAAAAAUAAACGUGCAUUGAAUAUUUUUGUGAUUUUCUUUUCUGUUACUGGUUAACAAAGCUCUGUGAAGAAGAGCGUUCGGGGCUAUAGUGGGGGAUUGACGUACAAUCAUAGAUCUGCAUUGUGCAUCUAAGAAAAACAUUUGUAGCAGCAAAUAUAAAAAAAAGGUGUUUCAUUUUUUUCAUGUGAAGACCUGAAACAUUAUUUCAUUUUUUUAUGUUUUCAUUUUUGGUGUUCAUUUGCACUGAUAUCUCAGAAAUA
Cheilinus undulatus (humphead wrasse) is the source of this 6663-nucleotide messenger RNA. RefSeq names its product nuclear receptor interacting protein 1b (gene nrip1b). NCBI's taxonomy places the organism in Eukaryota, Metazoa, Chordata, Actinopteri, Labriformes, Labridae. The transcript has 4 exons. Gene Ontology annotation, molecular function: transcription coregulator activity; signaling receptor binding. Bases 914 to 4537 code for a protein of 1207 amino acids. Gene Ontology annotation, biological process: regulation of transcription by RNA polymerase II. The record is from RefSeq and is a predicted model, not a curated record. Gene Ontology annotation, cellular component: nucleus.